Molecule: messenger RNA, 1643 nt
Organism: Glycine soja
Lineage: Eukaryota; Viridiplantae; Streptophyta; Magnoliopsida; Fabales; Fabaceae
Product: probable protein phosphatase 2C 49
Exons: 4
Coding region: 186-1376 (396 amino acids)
Biological process (GO): protein dephosphorylation
Molecular function (GO): protein serine/threonine phosphatase activity; cation binding
Source: RefSeq, a predicted model, not a curated record
ACCCCGUCGUGGCAGAAGUUUUUGAUCACCAAUUCCAACAGAAACCGCGAGAAAAUUCCCCAGAAAUCUCAACACAGUUAAACAUCAUCAAUCAAAUAUUUUUGGAAAAUACCACAACAGUUUUCAGCUCUGUACAACGUUGGAUUUGGAUCAGUUUUCGUGAGAGAAUAUUUGAGCAUAGAAACAUGGUAGCUGAAGCAGAGGUUGCGUGUCAACAAAACGUGGGUGUGUUGGAUGUGAAGCAUUUUCCAAAUAAGGGAAGCGAUGUUCACCAGAUCGGAGACGCAGAUGCUAAUUCGCCUCCGUGUUUUGACCGAGUUCGUGCCACUGAGUCGGUCUCCGCCGAGUUACUCACUUCACAAGAAGAUGUUAAGUCUGCAGACAGGAUCUCAGAUGCUGCUCUUGAAUCUGCGGUUCUGCAGUCUAUCCCUUGCAUCCGUUCUGGUAGUUUUGCUGACAUUGGGCCACGGAGAUACAUGGAAGAUGAACAUAUAAGGAUAGAUGAUUUGUCGUCUCAUCUGGGAUCACUAUACAACUUUCCCCAACCAAGUGCCUUUUAUGGGGUGUUUGAUGGUCAUGGAGGACCUGAAGCUGCAGCUUAUAUAAGGAAAAACGUGACAAAGUUCUUCUUUGAGGAUGUCAAUUUCCCACGGACAUCAGAAGUUGAUAACGUAUUUUUGGAAGAGGUAGAGGAUUCCCUCAGAAAGACAUUUCUUUUGGCUGAUUCAGCUUUGGCCGAUGAUUGCAGUGUGAAUAGUUCAUCAGGCACCACGGCCCUUACUGCUUUGAUAUUUGGAAAGCUUCUAAUGGUGGCCAAUGCUGGCGACUGCAGAGCAGUUCUCUGUCGCAAAGGAGAGGCCAUUGACAUGUCUCAAGAUCACAGGCCUAUUUAUCCAUCAGAGAGGAGGCGAGUUGAAGAAUUGGGUGGCUACAUAGAAGAUGGUUAUCUCAAUGGGGUUUUAUCAGUUACUCGAGCACUGGGGGACUGGGACAUGAAGUUACCUAAGGGUGCUCCCUCACCUUUGAUUGCAGAGCCGGAGUUCCGGCAAGUGGCUCUAACAGAUGAUGAUGAAUUCCUCAUCAUAGGAUGCGACGGCAUCUGGGAUGUGAUGUCAAGUCAGCAUGCUGUUAGCCUUGUUCGCAAAGGCCUGAGGCGGCAUGAUGACCCAGAGAAAUGUGCCAGGGACCUGGUUAUGGAAGCAUUACGCCUGAACACAUUCGACAAUCUCACGGUGAUCAUUGUAUGUUUCUCUUCCCUUGACCACGUGGAGCCAGAGCCAUCCCCUCCUCGCCAACGGAAGUUGAGAUGCUGUAGCCUCUCUGCAGAGGCUCUUUGUAGCUUGAGGAGCUUGUUGGAAGGCAGUGCUAGCAACUGAAUGUAUGUACAAACACGGUUCAUCAAAUAAUGUGUUGUUGAGAUUAUACCACUGUUUUUGGCUGCUUCAGUUUAGACAUUGGAAAAAGCAGCCAUCAUUUUUUUACGUGGUCGGUUGAUGUACAUAUCCCGGGCUGGAGGAUGGUGGUGUAAAUAUGUAUUGUCGUUACAUUAUUAUUUUGUACUAAGGUCAAUUUUUGCUAUGAUUGCCACAUUCAUGUCAAGAUUCUUGUGUGUCAAUAAAUGGAAUCUCUUAGUUUCUAUUCCA